Molecule: messenger RNA, 2126 nt
Organism: Dioscorea cayenensis subsp. rotundata (Guinea yam)
Lineage: Eukaryota; Viridiplantae; Streptophyta; Magnoliopsida; Dioscoreales; Dioscoreaceae
Product: serine/threonine-protein phosphatase 2A 65 kDa regulatory subunit A beta isoform-like
Biological process (GO): protein dephosphorylation
Cellular component (GO): protein phosphatase type 2A complex; cytoplasm
Molecular function (GO): protein binding; protein phosphatase regulator activity
Source: RefSeq, a predicted model, not a curated record
UUUUAGUAUCUCGACCUCUCGAGAGCUCGUCUUCUUCGAUCUCUCCUCCCGCCGUUGGCGUUCUCACGGCUGGUCUCCUCCAUUCUCCGGCGAUCUUCUACUUUGCCGUGACAGUAGGAAGGUGUGAUGGCUAUGAUCGAUGAGCCAUUAUAUCCAAUUGCUGUAUUGAUAGAUGAGUUGAAAAAUGAAGAUAUUCAGUUGAGACUAAACUCCAUUCGUAGGCUUCCUACAAUUGCACGAGCUCUUGGUGAGGAAAGAACCAGGAAGGAAUUGAUACCUUUUCUUAGUGAAAACAAUGAUGAUGAUGAUGAGGUGCUUCUUGCCAUGGCUGAAGAGUUGGGUGUUUUUACUCCAUAUGUUGGGGGAGUGGAAUAUGCACAUGUUCUGCUUCCACCAUUGGAAACAUUAUGUACUGUUGAGGAAACUUGUGUCAGAGACAAAGCAGUCGAAUCACUUUGUCGAAUUGGGGCACAAAUGAAGGAAAGUGAUUUAGUAGAUUGGUUCAUUCCUCUGGCCAAGAGGCUAGCUGCGGGUGAGUGGUUUACUGCACGAGUUUCCUCAUGUGGGCUUUUUCACAUUGCCUAUCCCAGUGCACCUGAACUUAUCAAGGCAGAAUUAAGAUCUAUCUAUGGCCAAUUAUGCCAGGAUGACAUGCCUAUGGUGAGAAGAUCCGCUGCUUCAAACCUUGGGAAAUUUGCUGCUACAGUUGAACCCAGUUUUCUAAAGACUGAUAUCAUGUCAGUUUUUGAAGAUCUUACACAAGAUGACCAAGACUCGGUUCGCCUGUUGGCUGUUGAGUGUUGUGCAGCUCUGGGGAAGUUGCUGGAACCCCAGGAUUGUGUAGCACAUAUCCUUCCAGUCAUUGUAAAUUUCUCACAGGAUAAGUCUUGGCGUGUCCGGUACAUUGUCGCAAAUCAAUUGUAUGAACUUUGUGAAGCUGUUGGUUCAGAACCCACCAGGGUGGAUCUAGUGCCUGCAUAUGUACGGCUUCUUCGUGAUAAUGAGGCGGAAGUACGCAUAGCUGCUGCUGGGAAGGUCACUAAAUUUUGUAGGAUCCUGAACCCCCAACUUGCAAUCCAGCAGAUUCUCCCAUGUGUGAAGGACUUGUCUUCAGAUUCUUCCCAGCAUGUGCGCUCAGCUUUGGCCUCUGUAAUUAUGGGUAUGGCACCUGUUCUGGGAAAGGAUGCAACCAUCGAACAAUUACUACCAAUUUUCCUUUCUCUACUCAAGGACGAGUUCCCUGAUGUUAGACUCAACAUUAUCAGCAAACUUGACCAAGUAAAUCAGGUUAUUGGGAUUGACUUGCUCUCUCAAUCACUGUUGCCAGCUAUUGUGGAGCUUGCAGAGGACAGGCACUGGAGGGUGCGGCUUGCGAUAAUUGAGUACAUCCCUUUAUUGGCCAGUCAGUUGGGGGUGAGAUUUUUUGACGACAGACUUGGUGCUCUUUGCAUGCAGUGGUUGGAAGAUAAGGUGUUUUCAAUUCGUGAUGCAGCAGCUAAUAACUUGAAGCGCCUUGCAGAAGAAUUUGGCCCUGAAUGGGCAAUGCAGCAUAUAAUUCCCCAGGUGCUGGAGAAGGCCAAUAAUCCACAUUAUUUGUAUCGUAUGACCAUCUUGCAGGCAAUCUCUUUACUUGCCCCGGUUCUCGGAUCUGACAUCACAUGCCAUAACUUAUUGCCAGUUAUUGUAAAUGCUUCAAAGGAUAGGGUUCCCAACAUCAAAUUUAAUGUUGCAAAAGUAUUGCAAUCUCUAAUACCAAUAGUUGACCAGUCUGUGGUGGAGAACACUAUUAGGCCCUCUCUUGUUGAGCUCAGUGAGGAUCCAGAUGUGGAUGUUAGGUACUUUGCGAGCCAGGCCAUUCAUGCAUUGGAUCAGGUCAUGAUGUCUAGCUAGAAAAUCUAGUCCUUAAAGUCAUCCCUGAAUUGCUAUACAGUGAUUGAUCAGGUGAGGGUAGUGCUACUGUUUGUGCGCGCGGGCGUGCUUAUUCAUUCCUGAUUAAGAAUGUUCUUUGAUGAAGGACAAUUCUUUUUAUUUUUUCCUUGUAUUUUUGCCCUCCCUCUUUUGUUGUGUUUUUUAAGUUCAGGAUGAAAACAUAACCAAAUAGGCCAUGAAUUCCAGUUGUAAUUUCU